AGGGAAGUUAGCAGCAGGGUGUCGAUGUGUAUCAGUUACAUGCCAGGCCGUAGCGCUGAUGGUUAGUGAUAAACUGUUGGGGAGGGCCGUCCCUUUAUUAUAUGGUCUCUGGUGUGAUGUGCAGCUCUAGAAUUCCACUGUCGACCAUGGCGACCAACACGAGCAGCAAGCGAAAGUUCAUCAUUGAUACAGAUGCAGGCAUUGACGAUGCUCAGGCGAUACUGAUGUGUCUCGCGGCGUCUGACGUCGAGGUCGUCGCUAUUACUGCAGUCGCGGGGAACACGUCGGCAACACAGGUGGUGAAGAACCUUCUCAGGCUUCUCAAGGCGGCCGGUAGGCCUGAUAUCCCCAUCUACAGAGGCUGUGAGGACAUGCUGCUUGGCUGGCAAAAACCUGACGACUGCAACUACCACGGCAAGGACGGGUUUGGAGACGUUCCUGACCCCGUCCCACCUAAUCCCGACCAGGUCCAGGCCAAACACGGGGUACAAGCACUGGUUGACAUCACCAAACAAUACCCAGGAGAAAUCACUCUGGUAGCUCUUGGGCCACUGACGAACAUUUCCAUGGCUAUCCGGAUGGACAAGCAGUUCGGAAGCAGAUUGAAAGACUGUUUCAUCAUGGGCGGUAAUUAUAGAGCCGAAGGCAACAUCACAGCGAGCGGGGAGUUCAACUUUUACAGUGACCCGGAGGCUGCCUACAUCGUGCUGAACUCCCUGGGAUGCCCCAUCACGUUGACCUGUUGGGAGCUCUGUCUAGACUGUUUCUUUCCCUGGUCCUUCUUUCCCUGGGAGGUGCAUGAAGAAUUGAGAAGCUUUACAUCUGUGAAAUGCGAGCUCUUGAAAACACUUGAACAUGCCAUAGUAACUCAAUGCAAGGAAGAAGGCCGGAAGUACGAGGUUGCAGACGAGAUGGCAAUGGCGUGCGCUCUUAAUGAUGACGUCAUCACAAAAAGUGAUGACGUGUACGCAACUGUGGAACUGCAUGGUAACAUGACCAGAGGUCAAAUGGUUGUUGAUUGGAGAAAAGUGCUGGCCAGGAAACCAAAUGUGAGACUUGUGCUUGAGAUGAACAAACCAAUAUUGAAGACGAUGCUGUUGAAAGCAUUUGAAGACUAGUUAUGAGUGAGGGAAACUACUGGAGAUAAAAUGUGUGAAGCCCAUUUCUGGUGUCCCCCGCCGUGAUAUAGCUGGAAUAUGGUUAAAAGCGGCGUAAUACUGAACUCACUCACUCACUACUGCAGAUAAUCGAGAUUCUUUCAAACCCGACGCCCACUUGAACGAAAACCAGUCGGGUUUGUUAAGAUUAUAAAUGUGUUAUAUACCAAGUCACGCUUAUAUUCAAACGCAUACAUGACUAUAUAUAUGUAUUAUUAAAACAGAAGCGUAUUCACUAGUUA
Messenger RNA from Haliotis rubra (blacklip abalone), 1399 nucleotides. Its product is annotated as probable uridine nucleosidase 2. Gene Ontology annotation, molecular function: hydrolase activity, hydrolyzing N-glycosyl compounds. The record is from RefSeq and is a predicted model, not a curated record. Lineage: Eukaryota; Metazoa; Mollusca; Gastropoda; Lepetellida; Haliotidae.